AUGACCCCGCUCGGGCCCCGGCCGAUUACGGACGGACAGUCAGGCCGCCGCGAUCCCGAUCCCAGCCCCGGCGCCACCGCACCCCGCCCCAAUUCCCUCUGUUUAUCCCUGCAUGCGCCUGUCCCGCGGCCGCGCGCGCCCGCCCCCCGCGCCUCCCCAUUGGCCGCCGCCGCUGUCACUCGUGAUCCCCGCGGCCCCUCAUUGGCCGCCGCCGCUGCCACUCAGGGCCCCCGCCCGCCCCGCCGCUCCCUCCGCCGGAACGAGCGAGCGGCGCUCCGGCCCCGGCGCCAGCGCGGCCGCGGCUCCCGCUGCCGGCGGGGCGGGGAGGGACGGAGGGCGGGCGGCUGCCGCGGCUCCUUCCGGAGCAGGCGAAGCUCUCCGCUGACAGGCAGCGCUGCCGCCCCUCGGUGCGCGCCCAGCCAGGCGGAUCGGCCUCCGGGGAGGCAGCGGCGCGGGGCGCCCCGGGCUCCUGCGCGGCGCCGCCCGGCCCGGCUCUCUCCCAGUCUCCUUCCCUGCCUCCCGCUCGCCGGUGGGCGCUCGCGGGGCUCGGCCCGGGGGUGCGGAGCCCCCUCCCCGCCGCCCCCGCUUCGAAAGCCGCCGUUCCCCGCCGCCUCCCCGGCCGCGGAGCCUCCUCCGGGCGUCCUCGCAGCAGCGACUGCCCAGGCCCAGCACGCCCCCCCCCCCCGACCCCCGCCACGUCCAGAGCGGCCUCGGGCCCCCCUGACACCCCUACAUGACGCGGCGCGGGGGCUUCUCCACGCCGAGCCCGGGGGUCCCCCCUCGCCGCGGUACCGCCGGAGCCCCCCCUCAGCGCACUCCUCCCGCAGCGCUGCCCCCCCACCCCCCGGGCAGAGCCCCCCGCUCCGGGCCGGGCGCCGGGGCCGCCCCUACCUGUGGCUGCAGCAUCCCCGUCCCCCCGCCGCCCUCGCUCCGCCGCCUGCCUGGCUCUUUGUUUCCUGCCGCGGGCCGGACGGGAGAGCGGCUCCCCCCCGCCUCCUCCUCACACUCAUUGAAAGCAAACAAGCAUCAUGGCGGCGCUGGCGGCGGCGGCGGCUGCGGGCGGGCCGGCCCCCCUCCUCCGCCUCCUCCUCCUCCUUCCUCUCCUCCUCCUCCUCUCCGCUCCGCUCUCCGCCCCACCUGCCCAGGCCGCCCGCACUGCGCGCACGCUCCGCGGCCGCGGAGGGAGGCCGGGGAGGGGGCGGCAGGGCCGGGGGGGCCGCGGGGGGAUGCGGAGGGAGGAGUUUGGAGCGCGUUUGGGGGUACGGCCGCAGGAAAAGUGGGUGA
Serinus canaria (Common canary) is the source of this 1284-nucleotide messenger RNA. RefSeq lists its product as uncharacterized. The record is from RefSeq and is a predicted model, not a curated record. The coding region runs from base 1 to 1284 and encodes 427 amino acids. The transcript is spliced from 2 exons. NCBI's taxonomy places the organism in Eukaryota, Metazoa, Chordata, Aves, Passeriformes, Fringillidae.